AUGAUAUCGUGUGCUAGUAGCCGCAGAAUGACACGAAGCAAGGGUAAGGGCAAGGAUAAGAGCAAGAAGAAGACUGGUAAGAAAAAUGAAUCAGGUUCUGCUCCUAAUCUUCAGAAGCCAGACACUCACGACCCAUUUCAACCUGGUGUAGAAUCAUCAGCUUCCAACCGUUACUUAUUUGGCUCCAAUGAGCCACCUUCCACCAGUCAGUUUGGACAGUAUCGUCCUAACCCCGAUCUCACUCCUUUGAAACUUGAGAAGACGCGUCACUCUUCGUCAGGUUCGGCUAUUUCUCCACCUGAAACUCCACUUCAACCAGGAGAAACCAUCUCAUUCCCGUUUCUUAAUCUCAGAGAAGAUUUGAAGAACAAGAAGGUGAAAAGGUCAAAUCCAAACCGAGCUCCUCGUACUUUUGAUUCUCCACCACGAGAAACUGUGUCUCGCCCGAUCGUUGACAUCGAUGAUGACAUCAGUUCAACCGAUUCGGAUGAAACAAAGGAGGCGACCGAUGUCCCACGUGAUGGUUUAAUCGGGCUUAGUGUGGAGAGGCAGCUCAGUGAGGAAGAAAGGGAGAGGAUAAGGAGAGAAAAAGAUAUGACAAGGGGAGGCAAAUACGUAGGUAACAGAGGAGGGCGUAUAUUCCAAGCUUAUAGUGAUAGUGAAUGA
Molecule: messenger RNA, 666 nt
Organism: Enterospora canceri
Lineage: Eukaryota; Fungi; Microsporidia; Enterocytozoonidae
Source: the annotation of a GenBank genome assembly